Messenger RNA from Loxodonta africana (African savanna elephant), 9633 nucleotides. RefSeq names its product zinc finger protein 791-like. Gene Ontology annotation, biological process: regulation of transcription by RNA polymerase II. Lineage: Eukaryota; Metazoa; Chordata; Mammalia; Proboscidea; Elephantidae. Bases 591 to 2642 code for a protein of 683 amino acids. The transcript is spliced from 5 exons. The record is from RefSeq and is a predicted model, not a curated record. Gene Ontology annotation, cellular component: nucleus. Gene Ontology annotation, molecular function: RNA polymerase II cis-regulatory region sequence-specific DNA binding; DNA-binding transcription factor activity, RNA polymerase II-specific.
GUGGGGGAGGGCGUCCUCCGUAGGCAGCCUCGUUUGGUUGCUAUUCUCCUCCGGUGUAAGGUAGUUUUUGCUUUGUCACCAGUCAGCCUAAGGCAAUACCAGGUGACCCCACAGGCUCCUGUCUCGGGGUCUAAGGGCGCGUCUCCCGCUUGCCUGGCACUUCUGGUCUCUGCGGCCUCCCAGAGCCUCGGGUCUUCUCUAGCCGGGGGAGCCGCUGCCCUUUUGCCGCCGUCGCUGGCUGUUUCGCUUUGCUGCUUCCUCUGAGAUCCGGGCCCACCGGGCCGCAGCUGCUCUCUGAACGACCGGGUAGGUGGGGCGGACCUGUGUCUCUCGGUGCAUUCACAGGUCUCAAGCGUGGUACAGGAAGAACUAGUCCAGUCCAGGCAUCUGGGAACCUAGGGCAACCAUUUUGCACAUCUGUAAAUCACAAGUACAGCUUCAACUGCCCUGAUUGGUGUGUGGACCAGACAUUAUUCAUCUGCUUCCAGACUACCCUGUGCUCUGCUUCCACUCCCAUCCCUUUUAACAGAAGUGGGUUCUUGGGCUUAGAGACAACAUUCUCUCAGACUUCCAGAAACUGGAGCAAGGAAAUGGACUCAGUGGUUAUUGAGGAUGUGGCCGUGGUCUUUACCCAGGAAGAGUGGGCUUUGCUGGAUCUUGCUCAGAGGAAGCUCUACAGAGAUGUGAUGAUGGAAACCUUCAGAAACCUGGCCUCUGUGGUCUCUCAAAACCUUAAUGAUGCAGAAACGCUAUUCAUCGAACAUGUAAUGGUACAGUUCAUGAAGAAGAACACAUGGUCCUCCAUGUUAGGAGAAGUCUCCAAAUCGUAUGGCAAUAAAGAUCAGCAUAAAAACCAGAAGAGACAUUUGAGCAUGUUGCCCAUUUUUAACAGAAGUCAUAUAGUAGAGAGCCUCUAUGAAAGUAGUAAAGGUAAUCCAUGUGGGAAAACCUUCAGCCGGAUUCCAAGUCAAACUGUGCUACGGAGAAAUCCUCAAGAAGUAAAUCAUUUUGAAUGCUGUGAAUGUGGAAAUGCCUUCAUGGAUAACUCGUCACAUAACUAUCAUGCCAUAUCUCACACUGGAUGCAGUAUGUAUCAGUCUAAGGAAUGUGGAGAAGCCUGGAGUUGUCCUUCACACCUAACCACUCCUAUGAGGACUUGUACUGGAAAGAAAUCCCAUAAAUGUAAGGUAUGUGGGAAGGACUUAAUCUGUAUCUCAACCCUUAAGAAUUCUGAGACAGCACUCACUGGUGAGAAACGAUCUGAAUGUAAUGAGUGUGGGAAAGAUUUCUGUAGUUUAUCAUCCUUUUGGACACAUGUGAGAGGUCAUAGGUGUGAAUGUAAAGAAUGUUGUAAAACCGUUAGUCAUCCUUCAUCCCUCAUUUCACAUAAAAAUUUUUGUAAUAGAGAUAAGCCUUAUGAACAUAAGGAAUGUAGGCAAGCGUUUAGUGCGGCAUCCCUCACUCAACAUAUAAGAACUAACAGUGGAGAGAGGCGUUAUGAAUGUGUGGAAUGUGGGAAGGCUAGUCAGGCCUCAUCCCUCACACGUGUAAGAAUUCACAAUGGAAAGAGAACUUAUGAAUGUAAGCAAUGUGGGAAAACCUGUAGUUAUUCCUGUUACCCCUCUGAAGACAUAAGAACUCACAGUGGAAAGGAACCUUAUAAAUGUAAUCAAUGUGGGAAAGCCUUUAGUCAGCCAUCACAUCUCACUACACAUACAAGAGUACAUAGUGGAGAGAGGACUUAUGAAUGUAAGGAAUGUGGAAAAGACUUGAGGUGUUCCUCAGUCUUCACUACCCUUAUAAGGACUCACACUGGAGAGAGGCUCUAUGAAUGUAAGGAAUGUGGGAAAGUGUUUAGUUAUUUUUCAAACCUCCAUAGACAUAAGAGAACUCACAGUGUAGAAAGACCUUAUGAAUGUAAGCAAUGUGGGAAAACCUUUACUCGUUCGUCCUAUCUCUCUCAACAUUUAAGAAGUCACAGUGGAGAGAAGCCUUAUGAAUGUAAGCAAUGUGGGAAAACCUUUCGUUACUCCUAUUACCUCUCUGAACACAUAAGAACUCACAGUGGAGAGAAACCUUAUAAAUGUAACCAGUGUGGGAAAGCCUUUAGACAGUCAUCACAUCUCACUACACAUAUAAGAAUUCACAGUGGAGAGAGACCUUAUGAAUGUAAGGAAUGUGGAAAAGGCUUUAGGUGUUCCUCCGUCCUCACUACCCAUAUAAGGACUCACACUGGAGAGAGGCCAUAUGAAUGUAAGGAAUGUGGGAAAGCAUUUAGUUAUUCCUCAGACCUCCCUAGACAUAUGAGAACUCACAGUGUAGAGAGACCUUAUGAAUGUAAACAAUGUGGGAAAACUUUUAAUCAUUCCUCCUCUCUCUCUCAACACUUAAGAACUCACAGUGGAGAGAGGCCUUUUGAAUGUAAGGAGUGUGGAAAAGCAUUUAGUUAUUCCUCACACCUCACUAAACAUAUUACAAGUCACACUGGCGAAAGACCUUAUGAGUGUAAGGAAUGUGGGAAAACCUUUACUCAUUCCUCUUAUCUCUCUAGGCACAUAAAAACUCACAGUGGAAGAGGCCUUUUGAAUGUAAGGAAUGUGGGAAAGACUUUAGUUAUUCCUCACUCCUCACUAGACAUAUAACAACUCACAGUGGAGUAAGACCUUUUGAAUGUCAGGAAUGUGAGAAAGCCUUUAGUCAUUCCUCACACAGCACUAGACAUACGACAACUCACAGUGGAGAAAGACGUUAUGAAUGUAAGGAACGUGGGAAAACCUUUAGUCAUUCUUUCCUAUCUCUCUGGACACGUAAGAACUCAUAGUGGAAAGACUAUGUCCAAAGUGGGUUGUUUCAUCCUUACUGGUAUAAUUUCAAAUACCAAAUUGCCAAAGUCUCUGAUUAAAGAACAAAGUUUCUCAGUGAGUAAGAAAGCAAUAUGAACUCAAAGAGUGGGUCAUGAGAGCUACUUUGUGCCUUUGGGAGAAAUGACAAUUUCAUUAUAACUGCUGCACUGUCAUCAUCAGUGUUUGUUACUUUCUUAAUCCAAGCUAAAUUUUACCUUUCUUAAAUUCUUCAGUUAUUACAAAUAAGGCUGCAGGGAAUAACCUUCGAUAAAUCUGAUUUUAUACUUCUUAAAGUUUUAUUGAUGUUAUUUUGCAAACAAUAAAAUACACUGAUCUUGUAUUUGAUAUAAGAGUGUUUUGUUUCCCUAUUUAUCGCAUGUCCUUCCAUUCUUUUGUAUUGAAAAUUAAACUUGUACCCUUUAUAAUUGGGAAGUUCCUUAUAGGACAUUACUGUGAGAUGUAGAUAUUCUGUUUUUCAUGGUGCUUUGGCCUACGAAUUUUAGUACCCAUUGACAAUUACCACCUUUGAGUAUUUUUACUGUGGUGAUCACCAAAUGGUAUUUUCUGUUCCAAUCAUUUCUUCUAUGUUUUUCUUUCCUAUUGAAAAGUUGGAAAUCCUAGUGGCAUAGUGGUUAAGACCUGUGGCUGCUAACUAAAAGGUCGGCAGGAAUCCACUGGAUGCUCCUUGGAAACUCUAUGAGGCACUUCUGCUCUGCCUUAUAGGGUCACUGUGAGUUGGAAUUGACUUGACGGCAACGGGUUUGGUUUGGUUUUUUAUUGGAAAGUAAUUAGUAAGUUUCUCGUAGGCCAAUACCAUGAAACUACAAAUAUUCUGUUUUUUUCAUUGUGCUUUAGCCUGCUAAUUUUAGUACCCAUUGAUAAUUAUUACCUAUGAAUAUUCUCACUGUAGUGUUUACCAAAUGGUAUUUUCUGUUCCAGUCAUUUUUUCUAUGUGUAUUAGUUGGAAUUCUGCAAGGAUAUCUUUCCCUUUUCUCCCCUUUAUUAUUAUUGUUUAUACCAGUAUAGGCUAAUCCAAAUUCUUUUUUUCCUAGCUCAAAUUAUCACAGAUUUGGUUAUUAGGAGUUCCCUUGAGUAGGCUCUGGAGCCCCGGUGGCUCAGUGAUCAAAUGUUCAGCUGUUAACCUAAAGGUUGGCAGUUUGAAUCCACCAGCCACUCCUUGACAACCCUAUAGGGCAGUUCUGCUCAGUCAUACAGGGUAGCUAUGAGUCGGAAUCUACUUGACAGCUUUUUUUAAGUAGUUUCAUGUAUUUUUCAACACAUUGUUCUUAGGUGCCGUUCAGCCAGCUCUGACUCAUAGCGACUGUUAUGUACAACGUAAAGAAACACUGCCUAGUCCUGCACCAUCCUCACAAUCGUUGUUCUGCUUGAGUCUGUUGUUGCAGCCACUGUGUGUGUUGUAACAGCCAUUGUUCAUCUUGUUGAGAGUUUUCUUUUUUUUUGCUGAUGCUCUACUUUUGUAAGCAUGAUGUCCUUCUCCAGGGACUGAUCCCUCCUGAUAACAUGUCCAAAGCAUGUGAGACGCAGUCUGGCCAUCCUUGCUCCUAAGGAGCGUUCUGGUUGUACUUCUUCCAAGACAGAUUUGUUCAUUCUUUUGGCAGUUCAUGGUAUAUUCAGUGUUCUUCACCAACACCACAGUUCAGAGGUGUCAAUUCUUGUUUGGUCUUCCUUAUUCAUCGUCCAGCUUUCGUAUGCAUUUAAGGUGAUUGAAAACACCAUGACUUAGGUCAGGUGCACCUUAGUGUUUAAGGUGACAUCUUUUCAACAUUUUAAAGAGGUCUUUUGCAACAGAUUUGCUCAAUGCAAUGUGUCCCUUGAUUUCUUGACCACUGCUUCUAUGGGUGUUGAUUGUGGAUCCAAGUAAAAUGAAAUCCAUGACAACUUCAGUCUUUUCUCCAUUCAUCAUGAUGUUGCUUAUUGUUCCAGUUGUGAGGGUUUUAGUUUUCUUUAUGUUGAGGUGCAAUCCAUAUUGAAGGCUGUGGUUUUUGAUCUUCAUUAGUAAGUGCUUCAAGUCCUCUUCACUUGCAUCAAGCUAAGUUGUGUUAUCUGCAUAACACCGGUUGUUAAUGAGUCUUCCUCUAAUCCUGAUGCCCCAUUUUCUUCAUAUAGUCCAGCUCAGAUUAUUUGCUCAGCAUACAGAUUGAAUAGGUAUGGUGAAAUGAUACAACCCUGAUACACACCUUUCCUGACUUUAAAACAAUGCAGCAUUACCUUGUUCUGUUUGAACUACUACCUUGUGAUCUAUGCACAGGUUCCUCAUGAGCACGGUUAAGUGUUCUGGAAUUCCCAAUCUUUGCAUUGUUGUCCAUAAUUUGUUAUGAUCCAUACAGUCAAAUGCCUUUGCAUAGUUAAUAAAACACAGGUAAACAUCUUUCUGAUAUUCUCUGCUGUUAGCCAGGAUCUAUCAGACAUCAGCAAUGAUAUCCCUGGUUCCACAUCCUCUUCUGAAUCUGGCUUGAAUUUCUGGCAGUUCCCUUUCAAUAUAUUGCUACAGCCACUUUUCAAUGAACUUCAGCUAAAUUUUGAUUAUACGUGAUAUUAAUGAUAUUUUUUGAUAGUUUCCACAUUUGGUUGGAAUACCUUUCUUUGGAAUAGGCAAAAUAUAUGUAUAUAUAAAAUGUGUGUUAUAAAUUUUUUGACAUAUCCCCAUUAUAAUUUGUACAUUUCUGUCUUCCAGUGUUCAAGGCUUAUCUUGUACUUUUCCUGCUCAAGCUGUGGAGCUAGACUUUUCUAUGAGAAACACUGGUUCCUUUUAUUAGAAAAUUACAUUUAAAAACAAAGAUCUCAGCAUUAGACAUGCUUAUGUCUACUGGCCCUUACAGCAGAAAGAUCUAGGAAAUAUGUGUUUGUGAACAUGCAUGUAGAAAGACAUGUGUUUAUACCGAUUUCUAUAUGUAUCUGUAUAUAUUUGAAAAACCACAAGAACAUAUCCAUAUCUUUGAUUCCCGUCCCAACACCAUGUUUCAUUUUAGCCUUUUGCCUUGUUUUAUAUGUUCUUGUUUCUCUAACAGUAACACUCCUGGCUCUGAUUAUCCACAGUGCAUUAUUUGCUGCAUCAUAGAAUAAACAUAGUUUCAGAGUUGCUUACCGUCAUGUGAUGAACAACUGUGCAGAAAGCCAUUUGGCCUUUGUUCAAGGUUCCUGAGUGUUGAACUGCAGCUGAGACUGAGGGUGGGUAAGGUCAGAGGGACUACCUGGUGGCCUGAUGCUAACUUUUUGAAGUAUAAUUUAGCUUAUAAUGCAGGAUUGGCCAAUAAAAGUCCAAAAGUUGAAGACUAAAGGGAGCUUCCCAGCUGGUGAGAAAUAUCCAUCCAUGGGGAGGGUAGCAUGUCCUAAGGACAUGGAAACUCUGCACUGGUAUCCUCCUAGAUCUCACCCCGUGCAUCUCUUCGUUUUUAUUCUUUUUUGUUAUAUUUAAGCCGUUAUAAUAAGGAUGGCCAUUUUGUGAAUUCUUGAGUCAUUCUGGUGAGUUAUUGAACUGAAAGGGUUAGAAGUAACAGGAUUGGGAUCUUCUGAUCUUGAGGCUGGUAUUCCGAGGGGGGGUUAGAGCAAAACUCCAGACAUUGAGCAAGUAGAUCAGAAGUUGGGAGUUAUUCAGACUCCCAGACUUGCAGCUGGUGUCUCCCUGUUUGACAGCCUAAAGGAUGGCGUCCUUUUAACUUGUGUGGUCUUCCCUACCCUCAGGUGGCUAGAUUCAGAGACAGAAUCCUGCAUGGCUGGCUGCUGCCAGAACCAAGCAAGGACAGGACCCUGAGAUUACUACAUGACACAGUUAGCAUAUGAAGUGGGAAUUUUUUAGUUUCCUUUUUUUUUGAUACAGAUAGUAAGAAAUUGAGACCAAUAAGCUCCAUCUGCCCCUAAAACCGGUGCCUCAACUGUUGUAUCAUGUGACUGAUAGAAUUUUAGUUAGGAUUAGAAAAUGGACUUAACCAGACUGAUGAGUGUGCACCUGAUGUCUGUACACUCGAUAAAUUUUAAUGAGUGAAUAAAUGAAUGAAUAUAUUUAGAGACAAUUAGGCUGGGACUUCCUGCUUCUCCGUACAAAAGUUUCUGCACCUACACCCAUCCACACCUCCAUACUCUGUAUCUCAGUGAAAAAUUUGGCCCUCUCCUUCAGCUGUGGGUUCCCUCCCUUCUCUGAUGCAUUAUACCAUCAAUCAUUUACUCUCUCUCCAGCGUCUUCAAUAUUUCCUGUCUCCUGAUUAUUUACCCUUAGUAUCAAAUUGCUCCAAACUAGUUAGAAUCUUCUUCUGGCUAUGUUUCAGCUCCUUUCACAAUCUACAUGUUUAAGCUCCUUUGAAAAGGUGAUACAGCCCCCCAUGUUCUUAGUUUCAGCCACCAAUGCAAUCAAAUCCUUCAAGCCCAUAUCUCCAGCAGUGAUGUCUUUCCCAGGCUUAAGCCGCAGAUGUCCUGUAAUCAUUACAACAAGCUCCAAAGAGAUCGAUCUUGUUGUAAUUGUAUCCUUUAGCGAAUAUACAACUACUAGCAGAAUGUUGGUUUUUAAAUGCGGAGUCUAAUUACGUUGCUGUCCUGCUUAACAUCUGUAUUUCCAUUUUACCUGUCUAAAAUUGAUUGCCCUCGCUGUUUCUUUAGUUUUACAUCAAGACCCCUCUGUAAGGCUACCACUUCUAGCAACUCUUCUAUCGUCACCUCAGCUGCCCUUUCUCUGUACUAUCUUGGUACUUUUCUUUGUCCCUGAGUUAAUACAGCUAUUAUUCAAAUUUACUCACCAAACACUAAGGCCAAAGAUGAAGACAUUGAUGACUUUUACCAACUACUACAGUCUGAAAUUGAUCGAACAUGCAAUCAGGAUGCAUUGAUAAUUACACGGUGGUUGGAAUGUAAAAGUUGGAAACAAACAGGAAGAAUCAGUAGAUGAAAUAUAUGUCCCUGGUGAUAAAAACAAUGCUGAAGUUCACGUGAUAGAAUUUUGAAGACUAAUGACUUCUUCAUUGCAAAUACCUUCUUUCAACAACAAACGGCAGCUAUACAUGUGGACCUCACUAGAUGGAAUACACAGGAAUCAAAUCGACUACAUCUGUGGAGGGAGACGAUGGAAAAGUUCAGUAUCAGUCAAAACAAAGCCGGGGCCAACUGUGGAACACACUGUCAGUUGCUCAUAUGGAAGUUCAAAUCAAAGUUGCAGAAAAUUAGAACAAGUCCACGAGAGCCAAAGUAUGACCAUGAGUAUAUCCCACCUAAAUUUAGAGACCAUCUCAAGAAUAGAUUUGAUGCAUUGAAUGGUAAUGACUGAAGUCCAGAUAAGUUGUGGAAUGACAUCAAGGACAUCAUACAUGAAGAAGCAAGAGGUCAUUAAAAAGACAGGAAGAAAGAAAUGACCAAAAUGGAUGUGAGAAGAGACUCUGAAACUUGCUGUUGAACAUCGAGUAGCUAAUGUGAGAGGAAGAAGUGAUAAAGUAAAAGAGCUGAAGAGAAGAUUUUGAAGGACAGCUCGAGAAGACACGGUAAAGUAUUAUAAUGACAUGUGCAAAGACCUGGAGUUAGAAAACCAAAAGGAAAGAACGUGCUUGACAUUUGUCAAGCUGAAAGAACUGAAGAAAAAAUUCAUGCCUCGAGUUGGAACAUUGAAGCACUCUACAGGGAAAACAUUGAACAGCACAGGAAGCACUGAAAGAAAAUGGAGGGAAUACACACAAUCACUAUACCAAAAAGAAUUGGUCAAUGUUCAACCAUUUCAGGAGGUAGUAUAUUUUCAGGAACCGAUGGUACUGAAGGAAGAGGUCCAAGCUGCACUGAAGGCAUUGGGGAAAAACAAGUCUCCAGGAAUUGAUGGAAUACCAAUUGGGAUAUUUCAGCAAAUGGAUAUGGUGCUUGAAGGGCUCACUCGUCCAUGCCAAGAAAUUUAGAAGACAGCUACCUGGCCAGUCGAAUGGAAGAGAUCCAUAUUUACUCCUAUUCGACAGAAAAGUGAUCCAACGGAACGCACAAAUUACUGAACAUUACCAUUAAUAUUGCUUGCACAUUAAAUUUUGUUGAACGUAACUAAAAAAUGCUCCCAGCAGUACAGCAACAGGGAACUGUCAUAAAUUCAAGCCAGACUCAGAAAAGGACUUGGAAGAAGGGAUAUCAUUGCUGAUAACAGAUAGAUCUUGGCUGAAAGCAGAGAAUACUGGAAAGAUGUUUAUCUGUGUGUUUUAUUUUCUCUGCAAAGGCAUUAGACUCUGUGGAUCAUAAAGGAUGGGUAAUAUUGUGAAGAUUGGGAUUGUAGAACGCUUAACUGUGCUCAUGAAGAACCUGUACAUAGACCAAGAGACAGUCGUUUGAACAGAGCAAGGGGAUACGAACCAAAAAAACCCAAACCCGCUGCUGUCAAGUCGAUUCCAACUCAUAGCGACCCUAUAGGACAGAGUAGAACUGCCCGAUAGAGUUUCCAAGGAGCGCUUGGCAGAUUCGAACUGCCAACCUCUUGGUUAGCAGCCGUAGCACUUAACCACUAUGCCACUAGGGUUUCCAUGGGGAUACUGCGUGGUUUAAAAUCAGGAGAAGUGUGCGUCAGGGUUGUAUUCUUUUACCAUACUUAUUAAAUCUGUAUGUUGAGAAAGUAAUCUAAGAAUCUGGACUAUAUGAUGAAGAACUCGGCAUCACCAUUGGAUCAAGGCCUAUUAACAAUCUGAGGUAUGCAGAUGACACAGCCUUCUUGCUGAAAUUGCAGACUUGAAGCACUUACUGAUGAAGAUCAAAGACUACAUUCUUCACUAUGAAUUACACCUCAACAUAAAGAAAAAAAAAAAAAACCCUCACAAAUGGACCA